UGGAGACAGACCUGAGAGAAAAUCCAAGUAUAAAAAUCAAUGAAAUACGUAACAAGGCUGUAAGAAAAUGGAAUACUAGAGUGUCUUGGUCUAUGGCUCGCAGGGCAAGAGCUAUGGCAGCAGACUAAGUCCAAGGUUCAUUUAAAGAACAGUUUAGGAGAAUUUAUAACUAUGCAAAUGAGUUGCUGAAAUCCAAUCAUGGGUCUACAAUCAAACUGAAAGUGGAAGACGUGGAGGGACAAGCCACAUUCAAGAGAUUCUACACUUGUUUAAAAGCAUGUAUAGAUAGUUUUGUGUCGUGUAGACCAAUAAUUGGGUUGGAUGACUGUUUUUUGAAAGGACGAUAUGGGAGUGAAUUAUUCACGGCUGUUGGUCGAGAUGGUAAUGACCAGAUGGUGCCACUAUGCUAUGCGCUUGUUGAAGUAGAAAACAAAGAAACAUGGACUUGGUUUAUGGAGUUAUUGAUUGAAGACUUAGGUGGGCCAGAAGUAUGUCAGUCCAUCACUUUCAUGUCAGAUCAACAAAAGGAAAAUUCCAUUACUUAAUUAAUUAAAGUUUUGAAGUGUUUGAAUUGUUGACUUAUUCAUUUAACAUUCUGUUUUUUGACAGGGACUUAUGCUUGCUAUACAGGAGCUGUUACCUGGCGCAGAACAAAGAUUCUGCAUGCGCCAUUUGUACGCCAAUUUUAGGAAAAAAUUUGGUGGGAAGAAAUUGAAGAAUUUAAUGUGGCGGGCUGCUGUGAGUACAUAUCCCCAAGCUUGGGAAAGAAAAAUGAGAAAUAUCAAAGAAGCCAAUCUUGAGGCUUACAAAUACCUCAUAGCCAUUCCACCAAGAUUUUGGUCCAGAUCUAGGUUCACAAGUCAAGCCAUCUGUGACACUCUAGUAAACAACAUGAGUGAAGCCUUCAACAGUGUCAUAAUUGAUGCAAGGACUAAACCAAUUGUAUCAAUGCUAGAGGACAUCAAAAUUUAUUUGAUGAAGAGAUGGGCCAAAAACCGGAAGAAGGUGAAAGCUUUUAAAGGUUCAAUCUGCCCAAGGAUUACAACUAGGCUGCGAGAAGAAUCAGCCUUAACAAAGAACUGGAUUCCAAGUUGGUCAGGAGAAAAGAUUUUUGAAGUCAAGCACAUUUCACUUAUUGGAGAGAAGUACAAAGUCAACAUUGACACACACCAAUGCACGUGCAGGAAAUGGAUGCUCAGUGGUAUUCCUUGUUGCCAUGCACUUGCUGCAAUGAGGUUUUUAAAUUUAAAUGCAGAGGAGUUCAUACCACACUGGUUCAGAACUUGCACUUAUGAAGAAACAUACCACUCCAUAAUCUAUCCAGUGAAUGGGCAGCUGCUGUGGGAGAGGACUUCCUACAAUGAUGUCCAACCCCCCUCAAAAGGAGAUUACCUGGGAGGCCAAAGAAAAAGAGGAGAUUGGAACAGUGGGAAUUAAAGAAAAAUGAUACUGAGUUAAGGAAAGGUGGCCAUCAAAAGAGAUGUAGGGUAUGUCGUGAAGUGGGACAUAACAAAAGUAAUUGUCCACAACUCCCUCAGCAACCACAGCCUACAGAGCAACCACCACCACCAUCAAGUCAGCAGUCCACACAAGCAACACAGCCUACACAACAACCACCACCAUCAAGUCAGCAGACCACACAACCAACACAACCUUCACAGCAGGAACAUGAAGUCUCACAACAGACAGGGCAACCAAGCUGCAGGCAGAAAUUGCAAAUUCGAAGACCACCAACUUGAACAACAUUUUCUGUGCUUUAAUUAGGCCUACUUAGGAGACAACUUUUGAUGUAUUUAGGCCUGUUUUGGUAGUAAUUUUGUAGUAAUUGGUACUAUGUUUGUUAACUUUUUUUGUCCAGCACACUUUUGUUGAACAUCUGAAUUCCAUAACUUCAGCACAUUUUGA
Vigna unguiculata (cowpea) is the source of this 1905-nucleotide messenger RNA. RefSeq lists its product as uncharacterized. Gene Ontology annotation, molecular function: zinc ion binding. NCBI's taxonomy places the organism in Eukaryota, Viridiplantae, Streptophyta, Magnoliopsida, Fabales, Fabaceae. The record is from RefSeq and is a predicted model, not a curated record.